This is a messenger RNA of Physcomitrium patens, 3585 nucleotides long. Lineage: Eukaryota; Viridiplantae; Streptophyta; Bryopsida; Funariales; Funariaceae. The record is from RefSeq and is a predicted model, not a curated record.
UUCUCUUCUAUUUCCUUCCCUCCUUCCUUCCUUCCUUCCUUCCUUCACAUUCAAGCUCUGCUUUCUUUUCCCUCUUUCCCCUUUGCAUCGCCCUCUGCCUUCCUCUCCUCCCUCACCCUCCCCUCUCAUCUCUUGUUUCUCAUCUACACCCUUUUCUUAGCAUCUCUCCUCCCCCCCCCCUCCUCGCUCUCUUCCUGCAAGUGCUUGUGUGGGCUCUAGCACGUCUCGUCCAUCUUCCGUACUUGAACCUCUAGUGGCAGAUUUAGGAGCUCUUUCUGCGAAGAUGUUGCCGUUUGAACCGGAAUUGAUGCGAGGUCAGUGUUCUACUUUGUCAUAGCUCCCUCCUCUCUUUGGGUUUCCCCCUUUGGUUUCUUGCCCUUUUGGCUGGAUCAUAUGUAUCAGGAUAUGAGUGAAAUUGCAGAGAGCUCUACGACUCUCCAUUAUCUGCAUGUUUUUAGUGCGAUGACUCUGUGAUAUCACACAGUGCUAAUUGCACAGUAAGUUUAUGAAGUUAGCAUUGCAUUACUUGUUUUGAUUGUAGAUUGAAGUGUUAGCAUUGAUCUACAUCGCUGUGAAGCACAGUCUCUUCCUCUCUUCUUUCAUAUCCAAUCCUCGAAGUUCCUCCAGAAGAUUCGUACUAGUUGAAUCCAGUGGCAUCAGUAACAUUGCAGUCAUCCUUGUGUGACGCUCACAUGAAGUUUACACUAGAGGGUUCACAUAUUGAUAUGAGGAGCUUCGAACGUUCUUAAUCUACUUUGUGAAUUAGUAGUGUUGUUGGUUCCGCCGAAAUAGAGGAGCAUGUUAUGGAAGUCAGUCCGGGUUAUCUCGGUCAAUUCAACAUUUCUGAAUGGUUAGCUGCUGGUCUUGAUGCCAGCAACCGAUUGAGGGCACGUGCACAUGAUCAUGGACAUCGUGCUUUUGAUAUUUUGUGUAAAUAUUGCAUCAUGCACACUGUGAGUUUCAGUCUGGCUUUACAUUUGAACAGGUCAGUAUAUUUCUUUUCUCAGAUACUGCUAGCGCAACCAUUGACUUUAGUUUUUCGUUUCCUUUUCUUUGAGAUGUACGUGACGAGGAGCGCAGUCAGUGUACCAGCAUGUAAGGAGAAGCGGAAGAUUGAAACAUAGUUGCGAAGCCAUGGAGUGGUCAAAAGGCAUUGCUAAGACUCUUGGAUAGGGACUUUAGAAAUUUGGUGAUGUUAUCAAGGUAAUAUCCACUGUAUCAACGAGCAGGGAUAGGCGAAAAGGGGUAUCACUGAAGUGGGACUAGGAGCUACAAUUUGAAUACUGGUUUUAACAGGAAGGAUUCUGAACUACUACGAACUCAACUUUGGAUUUGUGAAUACUCUGCGUUUUAUUUUCUCGGCCCGAGCAUUGUGCGGAAUUAGCGCGAGGGUGCAUCUUGUCGCACAUGCACUUGUGAAAAUCUGGACUUGAAGUUAGUAAGUAAGUGGUGGAGCUCGAGCCAGACUGUAGGAAGUGCUUGAUAUUUUUUGGCGAUGGAGACUAUGUGUGAUUUUUGCGGGGAAGGCCAGGCAACAGUGUACUGCCGAGCGGACUCAGCUCUGCUCUGCCUUUCGUGUGACCGGCACGUACACAGUGCAAAUGCACUGUCGCAGCGUCACUCUCGCACUUUGCUAUGUCAUGGCUGCAACAUACGCCCUGCUGUGGUUCGCUGCACAACCUGUCAAAGUUGUUUUUGUCAAACCUGCGACGACGACACACAUAACUCUUCUGUAAUUUCCGCUCAACACCAGCGGCACGUUUUGGAGUGCUUUACUGGGUGCCCUUCUGCAACUGAGCUUGCAGCUCUGUGGGCUUGCGAUGACCGCAGUGAUGUUGGUGCGACCAUUGCAUCAGACUCCCCUCGGGGGUUGAACAGUCAGUGGGGAGGAAUUUCUGGUUCUACCCCCACCAGGUCGACUGCAGUAAGAGAGAACCAGAUGAGUAGGGCACUAAGGGUGGAAUCCAGUUCAGGAAUUGCUGGCGUUAUUAACAUGUCUAGCGUCGUGCCUCCUCCGCUUGCCAAGAGUUCAGUUCUCACGAGUAAUCCAGAAGUGGGGCAACAAGAACAGGUUAGUGCUGAAAAAGGAAUUUCUCAGCAGCUUCAAGUUCUCCAGGUCCAGGACCUGUCGCGACCUUCCCCGGCGUCAUUGUCGGAUCAACAGGCAAAACGACAAUGCAUGGAAACUCAGACUAGCAUCCAGAAACAGCAAGAGUCUGAGCAGUGUUCACCGAUUCCCGUUCGUGUACACUCGGACCAGCAGUCUGCACAAAAUUCUCAAGGUGAAUCUAGUACUGUAGUUGGUGAUGGCCAGUCGAUGAAGCUGGAGAUUGGACCAAAUGAUAUCGUAAACCAAGGUGGAACGGACUCCUUCUGGCGGAGCAAUGCUUUAACUCAAGCCACUCAGAUGUGGGGACAGAACAUGCAGGACUUGGGAGUGUGUGGAGACGUGGCCGAUCCAUGUGACGAUUUUAGUAUGGCUGAUGUGGAUCUAUUUUUUGACAAUUACGAAGAAAUGUUUUCCAGCGGCACAGCCCCUUCUGGGUCUACGUUUGAAGAAAUGAGCCCACGACGCUCUUCCUUAGGUCAAGACGCCGCAAAUGGUAGCAACGAACAUGCGCGUAUGCAGAGCAUUCCUGAAGCAGAACUCUUCAAACCCAUCAAUCAAGGUACUGCAAGCACAGCCAAUGAUAUCAAGUUCAGGGAGGACAUGGUUAGGCCAGCAGGUCCUGGCCCAGGGCCACCUGAACUUCAUGACAUGGAAGUUUUAAUGGCAAUGAACGACAUGGAUGGAACUUCCUGUAACAUGGGGUCGCAGUUUUCGGCAAGGCCAGCUUUAAUUAGUCGCUCCCUGACAUUUUCUGGACGGAGCGGUGACAGCGGCGACUACCAGGACUGUAAUGCAUCACCUCUGUUUUUCAGCUCCGGAGAGGCUUCUUUGGGCUCGAGGAGUCCAGACAGUAUUUCCAUUACCCAAGCACGUGACUCUGCAAUGCUUCGUUACAAAGAGAAGAGAAAGAAUCGCAGGUUUGACAAAAGGGUUCGGUACGAGUCUCGCAAAGCCCGUGCAGACAUCCGCAAGAGGGUGAAGGGUCGGUUUGUGAAGGCAGGACAAGCCUAUGAUUACGAUCCUUUAGCCACUACACGGAGCUUUUAGGUUGAUCACCCUUCCGAUACGAAUGAACAGCAACAACCAUUUUUGAGAGGUCUGCAUCUCUUUGGGCCCUUGAAAAUGGAAAAAUGUACCCGGAGCAUGCUGUUUCACUAGCUUGUGUGAUACUGAAGGUACAUUAGUGUCUGAUGUUCUGCACAUAGCUGUAGCAGGUUUAGCACAUGGCAGGCAAGUCUAGUUCUUGACAUAAAAGUUGCAUCUUGAAGUUCAUGUCCUUGAGCAAGGCCCUUGCUGACAUGGACCUGCGCACGGGCUCAGUCACUGGUUAGGGUGGGCUGCCGAUUGGGUGUUUCUGUGGACUGUUGAACAUGUUUGGAGUCGUUGGUUGUGUCGCCGGAUGGCCCGCCGUCUGUAGGCUCGAUGUACCAUAUUAAUUAACUUGGGUGUUCUGUCAUCUCUUGGUUUUAGUUCUA